Mycena citricolor is the source of this 2151-nucleotide messenger RNA. Lineage: Eukaryota; Fungi; Basidiomycota; Agaricomycetes; Agaricales; Mycenaceae. The record is from the annotation of a GenBank genome assembly.
UACCUCACUCGACUCUUGAAACCACCACAAUGCCGAGACGGAAAGCAGACAGCUUGAAUCCCGUCUUCGAGCGCAUUCUACAGGAGCUAAGAGAUGAGAAGGAUCCAGACGAGGGACACCAAUGGGCAAUCUACAACAGGGCCCUCAAAGGACUCCAAGCGGCUGAAACUGUAUUUUCUGACCCCCAGGAGCUCAUAUCCGUCAAGGGCAUCGGUCCUGGGAUCGUCAAAGCCGUGGCCAAGCGCCUCCGAGGCGACGAGGACGCCCCGCAGCGCACUUCAGCCGCGGCUUCCAAAGUCCCUGCCCGCCCGUUAAAGCGAUCUGUCACAGAUCUUGGGGUCGAAACAGGUGCUCCAGUAACCAAGCGGCGGACCGCCAGCGUGCCUGAGCUUCCUCGAGUCGCCGACUCAACGGUGCAUGACGAAGAUCCUAAGAGUUUCAAGUUUUGGUAUCUGGAUAGCAAAGAAAACCCUGUUCGAGAGAGCAUGCAAGCCGAGACAACCUUCGACGCACAUUCACAAUUAUGGAUGAAGGUUAUGUACCCUCCUACAAUGGAGCGACAUCCACUGGCUACUCAUCUGAUUGUGGUCGUGCGCCGUGAUGACGGCAUCGUUGCUCAAAUGCCGGAGCUGCUCGCUGAAGGGCUGCGCUCAUGCCCCGGCUUUUCAAUCCAGCCCAAGCCAACUUCGAAGGCAAUCAAACACGGUUCAUCCAAGUUGCUCAAGGCUCUCGCAGCUGAAACACAAAAACCUCGCAACACCAUCGAUCCGUCGAGGCAACUUCCUACUUAUAUGCAGACAACUAACAGGGGGGAGUCAAGUUCGCAAGUCAUUCCACCAACCCAGAAGGCUGCAGCAAAGCGCGUGAAUCAUCAAGCACAGGCCCUAGUGCCUGCUAAACCAUCUCGGUCUCUUUCUCGUGCCGCGACCGCGACCACUGCACCAGAAAGAGCAGUUCCGCCGAUUCAACGAACGAAAUCCGCACCUGCCGUCGGGAAUCCGACCUCGCGACCGAGACUGUCUCACGCUACCCCAAACUUGCCUCCCGUCGAGCAUUCUAUCUACACGGCGCAGACAGACUUCCCUGACUUUUCUCCUGAUAUCAUGCGGGCGGGGGACUAUGACAUCACGCUGGUCUUGGACCACCGGGAAAGGGGCGCCCAUCAAGACCGUGAUGCCAUGCGCAAUCGUUUGCGGAGGAAUGGGCUCGCCGUUGAGACCGAGUCUCUGGAACUCGGCGACGUUAUCUGGAUCGCUACGAGCAAAAGCGGUGGCCACUCUUGUGUCCUUGAUUUUGUUCUCGAACGCAAGCGGCUCGAUGAUCUAGUGGGCUCGAUUAAAGACGGGCGCUUUCACGAGCAAAAGUUCCGCCUGCACCAAAGCGGGGUAUCCCGCGUUCUUUACCUUGUUGAGGAAUACAAUGCGGUACACCAGAGGGAAAACUGGGGGGUUCAGAUCAACACAGCGUUAUCGUCGACUCAAGUGGUCGAUGGCUUUCUCGUGAAGGAGACCAAGAGCCAUGACGAUACUAUUGAAUACCUCACUGGGCUGACCGAGCAGCUGAUUCGUGCCCACCAGAUGAAGGAUCUGCAUGUCAUUCCGUCGUACAUGAUCAAACGGCAUUCCUAUCUGGAGCUCAGGAGAUAUCUGGGACACAAGCACCCCGACCGGACUUACGUGACCUCGCUCAGAGACUUUCAGACACUCAACUCCAAGUCUGGGUUCACGACUGUGCGGGAUACAUGGGCCAGGAUGCUGUUGUGUGUUAAAGGUAUGAGUGCAGAGAAGGUGGGGGCGGUGAUUGAGCGAUGGCCCACCCCUCGGCUGUUUUGGGAAGCCCUGAAGGAAGCGGAGCAGGUCGAGGCUCUGGAGCGACGCGAAGAGGCCUUGGCCGGGGGCCCCUCCAAGGGGCGCAACAAGAGAAAGAUCACCGAGGCGAAUCAGAUGCUGAAAGGCGUUGGCGGUGCGGAGGGUGGGGUUCGUGCUAUCGGAUCUGCGUUGAGCAAGAAGCUCUAUGAAGUAUUCAUGUCGGAAGUGUACUCCGAAGACAUCUAGCGGCUCAUUUGAGUCGUCCAUCGUGAUUGUAUAUCUGAGUCUUACCUAGUUACUUGCAGUAUAUUGGCUUGUAUCGUAUGGACAUAAUCUAAUCGCA